Messenger RNA from Nicrophorus vespilloides, 2256 nucleotides. It is a transcript of the gene Exo70, whose product is annotated as exocyst complex component 7. Gene Ontology annotation, cellular component: exocyst. The record is from RefSeq and is a predicted model, not a curated record. Gene Ontology annotation, biological process: exocytosis. Lineage: Eukaryota; Metazoa; Arthropoda; Insecta; Coleoptera; Silphidae. Gene Ontology annotation, molecular function: phosphatidylinositol-4,5-bisphosphate binding. Bases 114 to 2228 code for a protein of 704 amino acids. The transcript has 12 exons.
UCCAAUUGAGUAUGAUUCCGAUAUUGUUGGCUCGCCCAUCCAUGUAAAAAUUAUGUCCACAACAUUCAGUGUACGUAAACAAUAUCGAAUUUGAUAGUGGCAAUAACAACAAUAUGAAUAUGAUGGACGAGAAGAAGUUCGAAAUAAGUAAUAAACUGGAGAAGGAACAAGCAAAUUUGUUGCUUCUUCAGGAGAGGAUAACGAAGAGUGCACAGAUGGCCAAAGGCAUAGACACCAUUCUGAACACAUUUGAGCAGAGGCUAUCUCGCCUCGAGGACACCAUCCUACCUGUCUACAAUGAAACAGAAAAUCUACAGAAAUCGCAACACAACAUUGACAGAACCCUGCAACUGUUGGACAAUGUGAUUGGUUUCUAUGAAGUGUCUUCUCGUGUUGAGGAUAUAAUUGAGAAAGGUCCUGGAGUUGUAUCUGAGGGUGGCAUAGAUCUGGAAUUGUACAUACAGUCUUUGAAUAGAUUGGCCAGAGCACAGAAGUACUUUGAAAAACACAUCCCACAAAGUGUAGAAUUGGAAAAUGUGGCUUCCCUGUUCAAUAAAGGCAGCGAUAAAUUGCAUUUCGAGUUCAAAUGUAUUUUGGAUAAGCAUAGUAAACCUAUGCUGCCUGUUGCUCUGAUGAAUUUGCUGAACAACGAUGAGGACACUUCAAAUGAGGAUGUACCGAGUGCCCCGCCGCAGAUUCCCGAUCUACAUAUGCAGGAUUUGAUCAAAAUCGCCAAUUGGCUGUGGGAGAACCAGAGGGAUGAAUUCCUGACGGUGUACGGUAAAGUCCGCGGUAGCGUUCUGCAGAAGUCGAUGACCUUGCUGAGGAACCAUCAGAGAUCCGUAAGCGGGGGAAGCAAUCACGGCGGGAUGGGAUCACCUAUGUUUAGGCCGAAAUUUCAAAAUCGUCACGAGGCCACUAGGAAACCAUCGACGCGGAGGCUGCACCAGGUCUUCGAGAAGAAAGCCAAUCGUAUGCUGCUGAAGGCCUCUCAGACUUUGGAGCACUCCACCGGUUUAACUCUGGGCGGUCGCAGAUCCUCGACACAUCUCGCAGAUCCAUCGAAUGCGACCGAGGAAUUGGAUAGCGAACAGGAGAUGGAUAAUUAUCUGGUGUGCGUUUUGGCUCUGCACAAGUUGAUGCAGAACGAGCAGAACUUGAUGAAAGGAGUCAUCUCUAUAAAUCAUCAGGCCAAAGUCUUCGAGUUGAUCGUCAGGGAAGCCAUGGACAACAUCGUCCAGGACGGCGAGAACAUCGCAGCUCGCGCAAAACGUUGCAUCAGCAGACACGAUUUCGGAGCUGUCCUCAUAAUAUUCCCAAUUCUGAAGCAGCUUCUCUCCCUUAAGCCGGAAUUCGAGAGGACGUUUGAAGAAUGCGACGCGAACGUUCGAUCAAAGUUCGAUUCGAUCUUGAGGACGCUCCAUGCGACGGGUGUGAAAGCUUUGGACGAUUUCAUAGAGAGUCUUCGUCUGGACUCGGUGUCGCAACUGCCCAAGGAUGGAACGGUGCACGAACUCACCAGCAACGUUCUCAUGUUCUUGGAGCAGCUUUUGGAGUAUAUGGAUACCAUCGGAAGAGUUCUGGCAGACGACCCCAACUACAGCAGUCAAUUGGAGAAGCUCAACGUGUCGGAUAAGAGCAAAGCGUACAUCGGCCUCUACAUAAAAAAGGUUCUUGUGCAGUUGAAUCAUACUCUGAUAAGCAAGAGCGAGCAGUACAGCGACGCAGCGCUCAAAUCCAUCUUCAGAUUGAACAACAAUAAUUACGUGCUGAAGUCGCUGCAGAGGAGCAAUCUGCUUGAACUGUAUCUAAUCUCGGAGCCGAAGUGCGAGGAGUACUAUUACAAUUCAAUACAGGAACACAAGAAGGCAUACCUGCAAAGCUGGAAUAAACUUCUUAAUUACAUAACCACGGAUGAUUUCCCGGUGAAUCUGCAACACACCGACAGAUUGAAGGACAAAGAACGAGCCUUCCUUAAAGAGAAAUUUGCUGGCUUCAACAAGGAGAUUGAAGAGAUGAUGAAGGUGCAACGGGGCUAUUCCAUUCCUGACGUCGAGCUGCGGGAAAGUUUGAAAAGGGAUAACAAGGAGUACAUAAUACCCAAAUACAAUGCUUUCUACAAUAUCUUUUCCGUCGUUCAAUUCACGAAGAAUCCUGAAAAGUACAUCAAAUACAAACCGGACGAAGUGGUCACCAAAAUCGACAAGUUCUUCGACGUUGCUGCAUAGUGAAGAAGAAAAACACAAUAGUAUUAAU